Tachysurus vachellii is the source of this 2295-nucleotide messenger RNA. It is a transcript of the gene apeh2, whose product is annotated as S9 family peptidase. Lineage: Eukaryota; Metazoa; Chordata; Actinopteri; Siluriformes; Bagridae. Gene Ontology annotation, molecular function: serine-type endopeptidase activity. The transcript is spliced from 22 exons. The record is from RefSeq and is a predicted model, not a curated record. The coding region runs from base 131 to 2260 and encodes 709 amino acids. Gene Ontology annotation, biological process: proteolysis.
AGAAGAAAAACGACUACAAACAAACAAACCGCGGCUGAACGACGCCACCGUGCUGUAUGUCGUCUUUAUUGACAUUCUGUGUCACGCUUUUAAUUUCACUUCAUGUUCGCAGUGUAUAAACUUCAUCUGUAUGAUGAUGGAGGAAGGUUUGAUCAGAGAUGUGUUCCAAAGCUACAGCAGAUAUCCUGUUCCUGUGUCUGCGUCCAUCACCACUGAAAACAGCAUCUGCUCUGACACAAAGAUUCAGAACUUUACCAUAAGCACCGAGUGGAGUCAGUGUGAUGUUGACAGAGGUGUUAGAUUUCUCUUUAGUCAACACUGGACUCUUCAGUGUAAUGAAAAGUCUCUGGAGAAGUUUGUGUGUUUGGGACCUUCUAUCAGCACACAUGGAGAGCUGCUGAGUAGCCGCGCCCCCUCUGGGGUACGUCGAGCGGUCAUCCGAGAUGCUGGGGGCCGUCAGUACCUUGAGGUUUGGGGCUGCAAUGGACUGGAGAAAAGCUUAGACCUCACAGUCAUGAACAAACAUGGAAAAGUCUAUGAAGAUGCACAGUUUGCUUGUCUGGCUUGGUCUCCGUGUGAAGAAAGGUUACUUUAUGUAGCAGAGAAGAGGAGGGCAGGACCAUCAGCCAGUGACAGCAGAAGCUUGACUGUGCUUGAAGUAGAGGAUAAGAACGUGUAUGUGGAAGACUGGGGUGAAGGUCUGGUUGGUAAAAGUGCCCCGGUGUUAUGUGUAGCAAAUCUAACUAAAGGAGACGUGAGCGUGUGUCCUGGGGUCCCACCUCAUGUGUCACCUGGACAGGCCUUGUGGACAGGAGACGGCAAGGCGGUGAUCUUCGUGGGCUGGUGGCAUGAACCCUUCCGACUGGGCCUGAAGUUCUGUUCUAAUCGGAGAUCAGCUGUCUUCUCCGUUGACCUGAAGGACAGUUGUGAGCUACUGUCAUGUGAUUCUAACUCGGUGAUGAGUCCUCGGCUGAGUCCAGACUCUCUCUGGCUGGUCUACCUGCAGGGACAAGUGUUCGGCCCACAUCAACAAUGUCUCCGCAUGAUGCUGUACGACAUGAAGAACAGAACUACCUCAGUAUUGGUGGAUGUAGUGAGAAGAGCAGAGAAAGGUCAGUUUAUGGGCUUGUACGAAGCUCUUGCUCCUCAUUGCUGGUCUUCAGACAGUGAGAGAAUCUUCUUCAGCAGUGCCUGUGAAAACAGCAAGUUGCUGUUCUUCGUGGAGAGACGAACUGGAAGAGUUACAACUGUACAGGAUGCUGAGUGGAAAGAGUCUGGGAGUGUUAAGCUGCUGACAGUAAUGAAAGACCUGAUGGUGAUGUCCUGCUCUUCUCCUAAUCACCCUCCUAGUCUGAAAAUAGGCUUUGUACCUGAUGGAAAGCGUACACACAGUGUACAGUGGUCUCACGUGGGCGGAGCUAACACAUACGAGAGCUUUGAUUGGGAGUCACUGAUAAUCACUCCAGUACCAGAAGAGGAAAACCAUCAGUUCUCUGGCAUAAGUUUUGGUGCCAUACUGUUAAAACCAUCAAGCUCUUUCAAGGCUGUGAAGCUUCCUCUGGUCAUCUUCAUACAUGGAGGGCCUCAUUCUCAUUUUGCUGCUGAAUGGAACGUCACCUCUGCAGCUUUGACUAAACUGGGUUUCGCUGUGCUCAUGGUUAACUAUCGAGGAUCCACUGGUUUUGGUCAAGAUGGUAUUGAUUCUCUGCUUGGAAACAUCGGCAGUCAGGAUGUCAAAGACGUGCAGAGGGCCGUGCUGCAUGUCUUGCAAAGUAACAAGACUCUUGAUCCUGAUAGGGUGGCUGUGAUGGGUGGGUCUCACGGCGGAUUCCUGGCCUGUCAUCUGAUUGGUCAGUAUCCUGAGUUCUACAGAGCAUGUGCAGCACGAAACCCUGUCAUCAACGCAGCCACACUGCUUGGGACCAGUGACAUCACUGACUGGAGAUAUUCUUCUGUUGGUCUGGAGUACAGCUUUGACCAGCUGCCCACUCCACAAGCCCUAACCACAAUGCUGGAGAAGUCACCUAUAGUGCAUGCAGCGCAGAUCCGCACUCCAGUUUUGCUUAUGUUAGGUGGGAAGGAUAAGAGAGUUUCACCUUAUCAAGGUUUAGAGCUUUACAAAGCCCUAAAGAGCAGGGACUCACCUGUCAGGCUGUUGUGGUAUGACAGUGAUGGUCAUUCCCUGUCUAAAGUGGUAACUCAGUCAGACUGUUUCCUCAAUAUUGUACUCUGGUUCAGUCAGUAUUUAAACAUGACCUGAGCUUUGGUGCCUGAAUAAUACAAUUUUUAACAAUC